CUCCCUGUAUUCUAUUAGGAAUGGACUCUCCUCCUAAGAGUUACACAAUAUUGAGACACACAGCAGCUAUACUGGGGAACAUUGCUUUUGAGAAGGAACUGUACAGAAGAGAGAUUAAAGUAACUGGUGGAGUCACUUUACUGCUGGAGUUGUUGGAUUGUCCUGAUGAUAAAGUGAAGGAGGCUUCAUUAGGAGCUGUUAUGAAUUUAACUCACUCAAAGGAGGUCUGUGUAUUAAUGAGACAACUGGGAGCUAUACAAAUAUUAACUGAACUCUGUACUCUACCUAAUAUCAGUAUUCAGAUAUCAGGACUGUGUCUGGGUAUCCUUACCAAUGCACUCAUUAAUGACACUGAGGAGGCUCUUGAGGUAUUUGAAGUGUAUCAUGUGUAUGAUAGACUGAUGGACUGGCAUGAGGAGAGGAAGGAACACUGUACUGAUAUUGAGGGGAUCAUUGAACAAGUACUGACCACCAUUAGUGGCCUAAGGAGUGGAAAUAAAAUUGUUACUGACGAUGAAAAACCUGGACUAACAUGUGCCCCAUUCCCCAAGCAAAGUGAUACAACUCCAAAGACCUCAAAGGUGAAGACGGCCAGUUCCUCUCUCUCCCCUUCACCUCACCACAGGCACAACGGUGCUGGUUCUAAACACAAGACCUCACCUACCUACAGGUUACUUAGCUCUGAGUUACGUAAAUCAAUGUCAGCUCCUGCUUCUCAAGAGACAGCCAUUAUUUCUCCUCCAGUGACUGCUCCUGGUAGUGGGUCUACUUCUGAUGUGUUCUUGUUUGGGUCAAUAAUUAACAGAUACAAUAAGAACAAUAGUUGUAACCUUUUUAUUGAUAUUUGCUCCAUUGAAUCUUUAAAGAGACACAAUAUUGAUGAUCGAGUAUUGAGGUCAUUGUGUGCGCUAGCUAAUGAUGAAACUGGUGGGUGUGUCUAUUUGGGUGUGGCCAGUAACGGAAUAGUUCAUGGGAUACCACUGGAGAGGGCACAAAAAGAUAUGAUUCGUAGAGAUAUUGAUCGUUCCAUCAGCAGAGUGAUAGUCCCUUCACUUGAUGAUAGAUACAUCGUCUCAUUCCUUCCUGUACUGAGAGGAGAAGAGAGGGAGGGAGAAGGAGCUGCUAAUAGUUUUGUGAUUGAAAUCAACGUACUGGCAUCACUUACUAAUGCUGUUCAUAUACUGAGAGGAAGGGAGAGUAAAGAUGGAGGAACUACUGAUGAGAGAUGUUUUGUGACUAGAGAUAGACAGUGUAUGAAGUUGAGUUUACUUGAGGUACAAGAAUUAGUUGAAGCUCGUGAAAUUGAAAGAUACAAGAAGAAAGGAAACAUUCAAAUGUUGUAAACUGUAAACUGCAGUCCUUUGUAUCAUUUAAUCACUCAUUCAUUUAUAUUGAUUUAUAAUUGUACAUACUAGUAUAUGUACAUUGUUUUUUGUCAUUAUAUUCAUAAUAAUGUUCAAUUGUCCAUAGUGACAUAGCCUCAA
Messenger RNA from Amphimedon queenslandica, 1484 nucleotides. RefSeq lists its product as uncharacterized. The coding region runs from base 21 to 1343 and encodes 440 amino acids. The transcript has 11 exons. Gene Ontology annotation, molecular function: protein binding. NCBI's taxonomy places the organism in Eukaryota, Metazoa, Porifera, Demospongiae, Haplosclerida, Niphatidae. The record is from RefSeq and is a predicted model, not a curated record.